This is a messenger RNA of Betta splendens (Siamese fighting fish), 4876 nucleotides long. RefSeq names its product DEAH (Asp-Glu-Ala-His) box polypeptide 29 (gene dhx29). Bases 193 to 4335 code for a protein of 1380 amino acids. Lineage: Eukaryota; Metazoa; Chordata; Actinopteri; Anabantiformes; Osphronemidae. The record is from RefSeq and is a predicted model, not a curated record. Gene Ontology annotation, molecular function: ATP binding; RNA helicase activity; RNA binding. Gene Ontology annotation, biological process: translational initiation. Gene Ontology annotation, cellular component: intracellular anatomical structure. The transcript has 27 exons.
GGUUUGUCUACGGCAGCCGCGUUGUCCAAAAAUCAACCAAGCUGUCUCGUGUAAGGAUUCGUGGAAGCUAGAAUAGCAAUUUUUGCUUUCUGAUCACCACCAUCAUCAUUAUGAACAACACAUUUUGAAUGAUGUCUCGUCACUACAUGGCCACAUAACGUACUCAAGGACAAUCCGUGUUUGAGUGACCAAAUGGGUGGAAAGAAGAAAAAGUCGGCGGCGCAAUCAGCUGCUCCGGUGGCUGCGGUGAUAGCAGCCUCUGCAGCGGGUCGCGGCGGGUCAGAAGAACCGAAAAAACAACCAGCCAGCGACAAGCCGACCAAAGCAGCCAAGGAGAACAAGUCCAAAGCCCCAAAGACCUACAGCCUUGUCAAUGCUGCGCAGGUUGAUACAGGUGGGGUCUCAGACAAGUCGAUUCUCAAAAUUGCAAUUCAAGCUGAUCUGGAGAAGAAGAUUAUCAAGCUGAUCAAUGAGUUCAGGCAGGAUAAUGGGGACAAAGGACCCAUAUCAGGCAGGCUUACCAACAAGAAACUGCUGGACUUAUACACAGCUCUGCAGAAGUUCAACUUUAAGAGAGAACACAUCGAGGAGGCGAUGAAGAGCAGCGUGCUGUAUGGAGGGGACCUCCUCUCUGCUCUUGACUGGCUCUGCCUCAACCUUAGAGAUGAGGAGCUGCCUGAAGGGUUCAGUCAGCAGAUGCAGGAGGAGAGUCAGAAAAACAGGCCCAGAUUCCAGCCUCAAGCUCAGCAGAAACCUGUAGCCCAGAGCCCCAAAGCAUCUACCAAUGACCAUAAAGAGACCAGCAAGGCCACAGAAAAGGAUGAAGCUGCAAGUAUGAAGGAUUGGAUCUUGAGGUAUGCAGAACAGAGCAGUGACGAAGAGGAGGAGGAAGAGGAGGAAGGCCAAGGAAAGAAGACUGCAAAUAAUCCUGAACUGGAGGAAAAGUUUGACCCAAAUGACAGAUAUUUGAUCCUCACUGCUCAACUGUAUGACAGCAAAGAAACAGCUGCUGCUGCGAAGGCCAAAGCAGACAAGGUUGGCCAGCGAAUGGCACAGGACAGAGUCCGCAUCAUUCAACAAGAAAUGAAGCAGCUGGAGUCUCACCCCAUGUUCAAUCCUGCUAUUAAAGUGGUGGAUGUGCCACAGAAGGAAAAGAAGAUGCUUCCUGUUACUGAGGACAAGGAAGAUCUCAGUUUUAAGUUAUUUGAACAAGCUGAGAAGCCCCCCCCUGCAGAAAAAGCUGUGAAAAAGAACCAGCCGAAGGACAUCCGUAAUUUUGACUACACAGCUCGCAGCUGGACCGGAAAGUCUCCCAAACAGUUCCUCAUCGACUGGGUGAGGAAGAACUUGCCGAAGAGUCCGCCGCCGGCAUUUCACAAAGUGGCUGCUGGAAGACACUGGAGAUGCAAGGUGCGUGUUCAGAGGGCAGAAGAUGUGCUGGAAGUUUGUCCAACUAUUCUGACUGAGGACAGUAUGCAGGCUCAACAUCUGGCAGCCACACUGGCACUUUACAACCUAGUUAAAGGACAGUCGGUGCACCAGCUCCUGCCUCCCACCUACAGAGAUGUGUGGCUGGAGUGGAGAGACAGUGAGCAGCAUCGGCAGGAAGAGAGCCGCACCGCUGCCAACAAACCCCGUGACCAGUUUAUCUCCCGGCUCUUGACCCGACUCAAACAGCAGCAGAACCAAAGUCAAGACCAGGAGUGUGGUUUCAAAGCUCAAGUGGGGCAGGGCCAAGUCGGGGAUGAAGACCCUGAGGAAUCCUGGGAGAACCUGGCUGGUCUUGAGAUUGGGGACGGAGGAGGUGAACUGGCAGGCAAGAGUGAUAAAAUGGGAGGGAGGAAAGAAGAAGCAGGCGCACUUGAGGCAGCCAGAGAACUGUUAAUGAAGCUGAAAAAAUCCCCGUUGGCCCGAAAACUGCAGGCAGAGCGAGAGCAGCUCCCCGUCUUUCAGAAUCGGCAUCAUGUCCUGGAGGCUCUGCAGCGCCACCCGGUGGUGGUGGUGGCUGGUGAGACGGGCAGCGGAAAGAGCACCCAGAUCCCUCAGUUCCUGCUGGAGCAGCUCCUGGCUGGGGGCAAAGUGCCACAACCCUGCAACAUAGUGGUGACCCAGCCCCGCCGGAUAUCUGCAGUGAGCCUGGCCAGCAGAGUGACCGAGGAGCUGGGCUGCGAGGACGGACCAGGAUCAAAGUCGUCGCUGUGUGGAUAUCAGAUCCGAAUGGAGAAUCUGUCUGGGGAAUGGACCCGUCUGCUGUACUGCACCACUGGAGUUCUGCUCAGGAAGCUCCAGCAUGACAGACAGCUGAGCUCCCUGACGCACAUCAUCGUAGACGAGGUCCACGAGCGUAGCGUGCAGUCAGACUUCCUGCUAACCAUCCUGAAGGAUGUCGUCAUGAAGAGGUCAGCCCUGCGCCUGAUCCUCAUGAGCGCCACGGUGGAUUGCGACAAGUUCUCCAGCUACUUCAGCCGCUGCCCAGUUAUCAGCGUUCCUGGACGGACCUUCCCAGUUGAGGUGUUUCACUUGGAAGACAUUGUAGAGGAGACGGGUUAUGUCCUGGAGAAGGACUCUGAGUACUGCCAGAGAAUCCUUGAGGAAGAAGAGGAAGUCAGCAUCUCUGUCACCCAGAAGGGCGGCAAGACUUUGCAACACCAGGAGGUGAUAGUGAAAGACUCCUCUUCAGGCUGGGACCUGGGUCCUGAACUCAGCCACUUCAGCAGCAGGACCCGGCAGGUGCUGCAAUACAUGAACCCCAAUAAGAUCAACAUGGACUUGCUGAUUGACCUUAUCGACUACCUAGACAAAUCCCCACAGUUUGCAGAGGUGGAUGGAGCUGUCCUCGUGUUCCUUCCAGGUCUGGCUCACAUCCAGCAGCUUUACGAUCUGUUGACCUCAGACAAGAGAUUCAGGGACAAACACAGGUACCGGAUAGUUGCUCUCCACUCGUCUCUCUCAUCAAAGGACCAGGCUGCUGCCUUUACUGUGCCACAUGCAGGAGUUAGAAAGAUUGUGUUGUCGACCAACAUUGCUGAGACAGGUGUGACUAUUCCUGACGUUGUCUUCGUCAUAGACACUGGAAAGACCAAAGAAAAUAAGUACCAUGAAAGCAGCCAGAUGAGUUCUCUGGUGGAAACGUUUGUUUCUAAGGCCAGCGCCCUCCAAAGGCAGGGGAGAGCGGGACGUGUUCGAAACGGCUUCUGCUUCAGACUCUACCCUAAAUACAGAUUCGAUGCCUUCAUGGAGUACUCCAUUCCAGAGAUACUUCGCGUCCCACUGGAGGAGCUCUGUCUUCAUAUAAUGAAAUGUGAGUACGGCUCCCCAGAGGACUUCCUGAGCCGGGCCCUGGAUGCUCCUCAGCCUCAGUCGGUCAACAACGCCGUCAACUUGCUGAGGAGGAUUGGUGCGUGUCACCCCAGCAACCAUCUCCUCACCCCUCUGGGACAGCACCUGGCGAGCCUGCCAGUCAAUGUCAAGAUAGGAAAGAUGCUGAUUUAUGGAGCCAUCUUCGGCUGCCUGGAGCCAAUAGCAACCAUUGCGGCAGCCAUCACUGAGAAGUCUCCUUUCUCCACGCCAAUGAAUAGAAAGGAGGAGGCUAACCUGGCCAAGGCCACACUGGCGUUAGCUAACUCAGAUCACCUCACCAUGUACAACGCUUAUCUGGGGUGGAAGAACUCACAGUGCGAUGGAGCGAGAGCAGAAAUGUCCUAUUGUAGAAAACACUUCCUCAAUCGGACAGCUCUCAUUACAAUAGAGGAUGUGAAGCUGGAGCUGAUGAGGAUGAUGGAGCAGGCAGGUUUCUGGUCCACUCGCUCGUCUGCCCACACGAAGCUGCAGGCGGCUGCGCUCUCCAGGGACCAGAUCUCGGUCGUGAACGCAGCGCUGACAGCAGGCCUCUACGACAGCGUGGCCCGGGUGUUGUGCACCCCUUCUGUGGAUGUGCUCGAACGAGUCACAUGCACGGCGGAGACCCCUCAGGGCAAAGCUCAGGUCCAUCCCUCAUCCGUUAACCGCACCCUGCAGGUCCAUGGUUGGCUGCUGUACCAGGAGAAGGUGAAGUACAGUAAGAUCUACUUGAGAGACACCACUCUGAUAUCUCCUUUCCCUUUGCUGCUGUUUGGAGGUGACAUCGACAUUCAGCACAGAGAGAGACUCAUCACUCUAGAUGGAUGGAUCCACUUUCAGGCUCCCGUACGGAUCGGUGUGAUCUUUAAACACCUGAGGAAGGUGAUUGACUCUUUGCUUCAAAAGAAGCUGGAAAAUCCUAAAAUGAACCUGGAAGGUAAAUUAGGGUCAACAUUAUGUUCAAAGAGACUGGCUUUAUUUAGUUAUGAGUCUUGAGAUUUUUUAUUAUCCUCUAAAAUAUUUAAUUUUAUUGUUGUUAAUUGUUUCGUCUAAUUGUGUCUUUUUUUUAUUUAGGUGAGAGGACCAUCCAGAUGAUUCUGGAUCUGAUCAAAUCUGAGCAUGCUGUUUGAUUAACGGUCACCAGAAGAUUUUCCUCACAAGAGCCUUGAUACUAGGGAUUUUCCCCAUGCUAUCGACAGGCCUCUGUGUCCUGUAAUCCUGCUGUGCUUCCCAUUUCAAGCCCUCUGGAGACAUCCUAGAGAUGAACUGAUGGCUCGUAAUCACACAGAAGCUAACAACAAAUUAAUGAGAUAACGAUGAUGCCAAAAGUAGUCAAGUAAAGCUCCACUGGGUUUUAAUUUAAGCGGUGUGAUUCAUGGUUGGUGGACAUAAAUGGUGAUGCUGUCUUUACUAUUAAAUAUGAGGGUUGAUGACAGACCACAAACAAACUGUGUUAAAAAUGGUAAACAGUUGACGGUAAAAGAAGUAUAAUUUCUGCCUGAUGAGUCACGAAGGUAAUAAAAGCCUUGAAGAUCAA